Messenger RNA from Trypanosoma theileri, 4206 nucleotides. RefSeq lists its product as uncharacterized. The record is from RefSeq and is a predicted model, not a curated record. The transcript has a single exon. Lineage: Eukaryota; Euglenozoa; Kinetoplastea; Trypanosomatida; Trypanosomatidae. Bases 1 to 4206 code for a protein of 1401 amino acids.
AUGCGGCCAACGCGGGGUGUAUGUGAUGGGCGUGUAACGGUUGCUGUGAAUAUCACCGCCGGCCGCUGCACAGCCGCAGAGAACAAUGGACAACACAGCAAUAUAAGGCUUCUGCACAGCGAGGCUGCACACCAGCGAGUAAGCGGAGUAACGAUGGAGAUGUCCACUACCUCGUGGACACAAGAUGCCCCUAUCGCCACUCCCACAGAGUUGACGGUGCGAACCCCUCUCAUUACAGUGGAGGGAGGAGAGAAGGGCACAUUACCGUAUGUGAUGUAUACACAGACACUAGCGGCUCAUAUAUCCACAACUCUUAUGCAGACAGAGGGUGUGGAGUUAAUGACAGUGGUCCACGGUGCUGCAGGGAGUGGAAAGUCUAUUCAACUAUUCGGGGCUGCUGUUGGGAAUGGUGUAGAGGAAGGACAGUGUAGUUCCACUGAAGGUAGAGAUGGUCUCUUUACAGCUGUCAUACAAAGGAUUUUCAAUAGUACAGAUACUACUGCGAAAUCGAAUCCAUGUGUUGCUGCUAUCAGCGUUGUGGAGUGGCGAUCCUUUUUCAAUCAUGAUAAGGAACAACAACAACAGCAACAACCAUCACAACGAGAAGAAGACUACAAUAGAUCCAAAGAUAAAACUCUAGAGAAUAACUCUGAACUAGAUAAAGACGUCACCCUUUCAAUGGAAGCAUUAGAUCUCCUCGCACGUGUUACUGAUCAAAGUUCUCCUACUGGUUGUUUUAUGGAAGACUACGCCGAUAUUCCUGCCGCCCGUUAUAUUCGCUGCGAGUCUCUUUCAGAAACUCUUGCAGUCCUACAUGCCGCACUGCGUCACUCCCUCUCAUGGCAGUCGGCACGUACAGCCUUUGCUCAGGGAUCCACUGAUGUAUUUGAGGUCCCUGACACACGUUCCAAUGCGGAACGACGACGUCGUGUAGUUGAGGCGAAACGUGAAGAAGAAGAAGAGGAGGAGGAAGAAUCACAACAACAACAACGAGAAGAAGAGGCAUAUGGAUAUCAAAGAGGGCGAAGAGGUUCUUCUAAAUCUGUUAAUGACUUUUUGCGCCCUACAGCAGGUGCCGGUUCUCACAUCUUGAUAACACUAUUACUUCGCCACAGUAGUGGUUCUACUAGUAUUUGGCGUCUGUGGGAUCUCUCAGGACCAUCUGUGUGGAUGGAUGAUGAAAGUCCCGCCUCAUGUAUGGCGUUUAACACACAUACUGCAAUUUCCCAAAUGGCAUAUCGUUAUAUGCAUAGAGAUCAACUGCAGGGUGGAUGGUGGCUCGCCUCUACACCACCGGAGCAUAUUGAAGAGAUUGUGCCACUUUUUUUCAAUCAACAACAACAACAAGAAGAACAAGAAGAACAACAAGAGGGCAUUAGUGGUUUUGGUGUUCGUAGUGUAGGUAUUGAUAAAGUUACGGCUAUGAUUGAGGCUACUUUGCAGCAUACAUGUUCUUCUGUUUUGUGGAUUACCGCACUUAGGCUUGAUGCUUGUUACGAUGAUAUUAAUGAAGAUGUUCUUGGAGCUGCAGCAUCACUUCUCUCUGGCAGUGAUGGAACGAAUGCUCAUCUCAUUGCAGAAUUGCGUCGUAGACGUCGGGAGGAAAAUUUGUGUGCUGCCAGUCGUGUUAUUGAUAUGUUUGCCAUACCGUUUUCUCGUCAGAGAGGUUUAUUAUCACCACCUUUACGAUAUCAUGAGAAUUCCACACUCUCUGUUAGUACCGUGGCUUCUGUAAAUGAUGUGGGUGGUGAUAAUGAUGAUAAUGAUGGUGUGGGAUUGCUUGCGAAUACUUCCACAACGAUCUCCCGCACUCCGCGUCUCAUGUCCCCUGUAAAGACAACACCGCCGGAUGUUGAACUGUUAACCCUUUCAGAGAUUAGCCGAACAACAUCUCUUAUCUCAGCAGUGAACACUCAUAUUUCUAAUCAUCGCGAUGCUCCUCUCUUUAGCACUUCACCGUUAUCAUAUCCCCCAUGGUCAGCCUUUAUGGAACGACAGUCGUGCUUAGAGGUACAAUCCCCGUACACUCCCUCUCAAGAUCAACAUCAACAUCCACAAAAACAAGAGCCAGAAGAAAAAGAAGAAAAAGAAAAAGAAGAAAAAGAACAUCUACCACAAUUGCGAAUAUCGGAAUACGCACCUCCACCUCCAUUUUCACUAUUACACCUAACACCACUCAAUAGUGGGAGAGAAGUGGGUAAUAAGAGUAUAGACGGUGAAGGUGGGGCCUCGCCAUUAUCACCACCCUCCGUGUCAGGCACAGAAUACCCAGAGGAAAGUGUGCAUACGGAUAAUACUAUGAUUAUUAACCAUAAUCUUAAUCACAAUCCUAAUAACAGCACAAGUACUAGUACUAGGGAUGAUCUUCAGCAUAAUGCAGUAGAUGCUGCCAUUGGUGUGAAGUGGUCCCAUACGUCAGAAAACGCGACGAACAUGGAUGUGAUUAGAACAUUAUCAUCAUCAUCAUCAUUAUUCGUAUCGAAUACUGCCUGUGAAGAUCAUAUGGAUGAAAUUUCAAAUGAUCGUAUUAAAGUGAAUGUAAAGAUCAACGAAGGAAGAAGAGGGGAGAAGAAAUUUAUAGACCAAAAUGAAGGUCUAGUGCCUGUCUCAAGUAGUGAAUGUAGUGAUCUCGCCAGCACUGUUCGAUCUUUCCUACAACAGCCACUUGCAGAAUUGCAAGAACUAACACAACGUUCUCAGGCAGAGGCACGAAAAGAACACCGACGUGAUAUUGCACGGCUUAACACAAUGCUGUACUCUGAUGCCAUUAUACUGGCAGAGUUGCAGAAGUCUGUGAAGGAACAGGAGCAACAAGCAGAAGAAGAAAAGCAACGUGUUUCUGAUGAGAUGAGAGUACGAGAGUCACGUCUGCAGAGUGGUAUUCUUGGAAAUCGCACCGAGGGAGAAGAAUUUAAAGGGGUAUCUGGGAAAUUGUUUGGACCAUCUACUUCACUGCAAACAUCCUUAGAGCGUGAAGUAAUGAUGACAUGCAGUGGGAACUGCAGUGGUAGAGGAGAUAUCCACACACGUCCAUGUGGAUGUGCAAGAAGGAAAGUGAAUACAACAGACAGACCGGUGAGUCCCACAAGACAGUUGAUUGCCGCAGAAAGGAAAAUACGCUUCCUUGAACAGCAAGUACUGCGAUUGGAACUCGAAAAUAGUGAAUUGCGAGCAGAGAUGAGUUCCCGCUGCAUGCGAUAUAAUGGAGAAGGCGCUACCACUACCACCACCACAACAACAGCAACAACAGCAACAAGUACGACUCUUAAAGGUCUUGAAAGUGUUUUCAAUGAUAUAUUGCAGCGCUGUAGUCAAUUCUGCAGUGAAAAGUCUGAAGAGGCAAAACGCGCGCGGCAAAAGUGUGAUGAGGCCAUUGCCGCUUUACAGCACCUUCAACAACAACAUCAACAUCAACAAGAAGGAGAAGAACAACAGAUGAGAGAAGGAGCGAAGUUGGAGAAGGUAUCGCGUGGAGGUGUCUUGACAGACAACAGGAACACGGGGUUAUUUGCAGAUACCACCAAUCAACAACACGUUAAUGGUGAAAACCACAACCAUCUGUGUCAAACGGUUGGUACUACUACUAGUACUACUACUACUGCUGCUGUUGCUGUUGCACCAACUGAUUCUUUCACAUCGUUCUCCUCAUCGGCGCCUAAAGUAUAUUCUGAGAAUGCUAUUGCUGAGCAUUUACGCCGGGUGCUUCUCCGGGCUACAGUAUUUGCCCCAACCUCUGGGGAUAAUCCUCCCCAAGAACAACAAGAACAACAGCGGGGAUGUGAGGAUAGUAGGAUAAAUGGCCUUGUACUUUCUAUUGAUCGUGGGUCGGAAGUAUCGGUGCCAGUGACUGAAGUAAAUGGAAAUACAUACAAUGGUCUGCGUGCAUUUCGAGAGGCCACAGAGAGAGUGCGGGAUAUCGCCUUGCGGACCUUGUCUCUAGCGAAGAAGAUUGUACAGGAAAACCAACAACAACAACCAUCAUCCUUUGCCAAUCUGUCAACAUGUGAUGGGGAUCUCGAACUUAAUAUAAGCAGCAUUAGUGGCGGUGUUGUGCUAAACCGAUGCGCUGCAGAUCUAGUGCGUGAGGAGACGAAUGUGUAUCGUGCGGUUGCCUCUCUGCAGCGUGAGGCGGCGGAACUGCAGCAUGUGCUGUUGGAGUCUAUGACGCAUGAGCGGCAACUUCUCAAUAGAGUAUUGUUGGCGUAG